GAUGGCGGAGCCGGGGCCGGAUUGCAGCGCUCUGCUCGACGAGGAUCUUUCCUCCUUCGUCUUCAGUUACCUUGCUGACAGCCAGUACGAGGUGUCUGGCGAGGAGCACCUCUACUCUGACUUCCCUGAGAUUGACCUGUCUCAGCUGGACGCCAGUGACUUUGACUCUGCCGGCUGCUUCAACGAGCUGCACUGGGGCGGGGAGCACUCGGAGACUGACUCCAGCCAGUACAGCACCGACGACCCCGAGCUCUUCCAGAUAAUAGACAGCGAGAAUGAAGCGCUGCUGGCAGCCCUCACCGAGACUUUGGACGAUAUACAGGGAGAUGACAUGGGCCUGGCUGCCUUCCGAACUAUGGAAGAGGGGGACACGCUCAACCAUGCCUACACCUCGCCUGCCCCCUCCCCCAAACCCACCGCCCCGGUCACGGGGGGGCCACCCCCGGCCCCCGAGUUUGAUGAGCUGUCUCUACUGAAGAAGUUGCUCCUCUCUCCGUCGCAUGUGCCUCCGGGCUGUGAGGCUCAGCGGGACGGGAGCACCCGGCGCCCGGGGACCCCUAAGUCCCGACCUGCACGGCCCUGCACAAAGGUGGAGGGUCCCCGGGACAGAAGGGCGAGCGUCCCACAGGCACAGAGCCGCAGCUGCACCGAGCUGCACCGGCACCUCACCUCCACCGCCCCCUGCCCCCAGACCAAAGCCUCCCGGGCUCCUGAGGAGUGCCCCAGUGGCCACCACCACCCCUCCCCAGGCGGCUGUUCGCAUCACGAGGACGACAGUGACUCCAGCGAGGACUCGCUGAGCUCCGGCGGCUCCGUGACGCCUCCGUCCUCUGCAGAGGAUGGCUCCCGCAGCCAGUUCUCCUGCGAGGGGGAGAUGCACUCAGUGGUGGAGCUCAUCCGUUACAUGCACACCUACUGCCUGCCCCCACGGAAGCUGCCCGACGCCAAGCCCCAGCCCUGCAGCAGCCCCUUCAAGAGAGUCAAACCAGACUGCCCAGCACAGCUGGGCCCCCCCGGCAGCACCCAGAGCCGGCCGGGCUGCGCCUGGCAGGCGGCCAGCAGCCGCAAGAAGCCUGGAGCAUCCUUCUCCAUCCUGAAGGAGCUGCUGGCACAGGACCUGCUGUGUGACGUGAGCAAGCCAUACCGCCUGGGCAAGCCCGUGUACGCCGCCCUGGCCUGGCCACCCGGCUCCUCCUCCCCUGUUCCCCCAGCCCAGGAUGGGGAGGAUUCCGGUGGGACCUGCACGUCCAGAGCCAAAACAGCCCUGGAACUGGGCGAGCCACGGCAGAGCCCCGAGGCAGAGGCAGCGCGGGAGCCAGGUGGCCUCGAGGAUGAUGCGGGGAAGGGUGCGGGCAGCCCCGGCACAGCCGCGGGGAAGGCGGGCCGCAAGCAGGACAGCACCCUGUACGCCGUCCGACGGUCCAAGAGACUCAACCCUGGGCUUGGCCACUGGCUCUCCUUCCUUGACGAGCCGCCCUCCGAGCCCUCUGUGCCCCGGGAGGCGGGGGACAGCUGUGGGCCCUGGGAUGCCCUGGCCUGCAGUGAGCCCGCACCGUGCCCGGCGCUGGACGGCUUCUCUGCUGAAGAGCCAGCAGCUGAAGUGGAGGUGGGGGGCACGGCACCGCCUGUGGAACCCCAGCCCCUCUCCCUGGGCUCCCUGAGGGACAGCAAGCUGGGCGACGGGGCUGAAAGUCGGGGCUGUUCCCUCCUGGAGCAAGCAGAAACACCCAGGUGUCUCACGCUGUCCUUGGCACAAACUGACCCAGCCUUUGGGAAGAGAAACUUUGAGCCGAUGCUGACUGUGGAGCUGUGUGGGACAGCAGGUCUCACGCCGCCCACCACUCCGCCAUAUAAACCCGCUGAGGAGGACCUGUACAAGCCAGACAUCCCCCAGGAGCCAGGGAAGGAGGACGGGAUGGCCCCCAGCCCCGGGGACGCAGCAGCCUCCCAGAAAGCCCCCAAGAAGCACCCUGAGAGGACAGAGCUGUUCGCCCACCUGAGCCGAGCCGCCGGGCGCCCCGCGCUCCCUGAGCAGCAGGGUGUGCUCAAGCGGCCCUUCUCCCGCUCCUUCGGGGACCACGACUACUGCCAGGUGCUGAAGCCCGAGGCCGCCCUGCAGAGGAAGGUGCUCAAGUCGUGGGAGCCCCCGGGCCAGGUGGAGACGGAACACAAGAGGAGGGUCCCGGCCGCCCACUACCAGGGCCUGGAGCUCGGGGGCAAGGAGGCGGGCAGCGAGAUGCUGUGGAAGGAUGGUGUCAAGCAGCUGAGAGACCAGGAGAUCAGAGCCAGCUUAACAAAGCACUUUGGCUUUCUGGACAGUGCUCUCGAUGACGAUGACAUGGUCUUCUGCAAGACCCCUGAAUAUGACACUGUCUUUGAAGACAGCUGCAGCGAGAGCGGCUCCCCUCUGGAGGAGGAGGAGGAAGAAGAGGAGGAGGAGGAGCAUGGCAACACCAAGCUAUGCCUGCAGAGAAACGCCCUUUCCAGGACCAGUUUGCAUUACUGUUCCCGGAGCAGGUCCAGCUCGGGGUCUUCCUGCUGCCGGUCCCGAUCGCCUGCAAGCAGACGCGCCUUCAGGUGUGAGAACAGUGAGCAGUGUCAGGGCGAGAGCAGGCACCGGGGCCAUCUGGAGAAGAGACGGGAAAAGGCUGUUGGAGAAGGCAGGGUGGUGUACAUCAGGAACCUCUCCAGCAGCAUGAGCUCCAGCGAACUGAAGAAGCGCUUUGAAGUAUUUGGUGAAAUCGUGGAGUGUCAGGUCCUGUCCAGGACUAACAGAGGGGAUAAAUAUGGCCUCAUCACGUACCGGUAUUCAGAGCAUGCCGCCUUAUCUCUGAAGAAUGGCACCUCACUAAGGAAGAGGAAUGAGCCUUCGUUCCAGCUCAGCUCUGGUGGCCUCGGGCACUUCUUCUGGACCAGAUAUGCUAACUUGGAUUGCAGCGCGGAGGAGUCCUCCCCAGCUCCAGUGAAAAGCAAGUACGAGACCAUGGAUUUCGACAGCUUGCUGCAGGAGGCCCAGCUAAGCCUGCAUCGGUAACAGCCUUAACCUUGGAGGAAUACCUCAAUACCUCAGUCAAGGCACUUCCAAUAUGUUUACGUUUUCAAAGAAAUUAUUCAGUCUACGGAAAGCGAGAGAGAGCGAGAGAGAGCGAGAGCACGCACGCGCGAGAGAGAGAGACUGCCGUCCCUUUCGAGCGAUGUUUACAUUGAACAAAGCUGCUUCUGUCUGUGAGUCCCCAUGGUGUUGAUGUCUCACUGCCACACGUUUAGUCCCCCCGCUUCUGACUGGUUGUUUUAGGGUGAGCCUAGGAGCCCCCCGCCGGCCCCUCUCCCCCAUCCUGACCCCCCCUCCGGUGCUCCCGAUGUGGAGUUGCAGCUGUGUUCACCAUAACAUUUUUUUUGUCCGUAGUGUGUGAUGAUGAAAUUGUUAAUUGUGAAUAGAAUCAGGAUUAUAAACUAAUUUUUAAUAGAAGAAGAAGAGAAAAAACAAAAGUAUAUCCUUAAAAAAAAUGUAUUUAUGGCUCAGAUGUACUGUAAUUCAGAUUUAUUGUACCGCUUCCUUGAUUUUUAACUAUGCACUGUAAUGAGGCACUUGCCACUCAGCAAAUGGGGGGUCAGAGCAGAGUCACGGGGCCAGCACUCACCCGAGGGCUGCAGAGGCACCCACCUUCCCCUGGCAAACGGGGAAGCUCAGCAUCGCCCGCUUCGCUGUCAAAGCAAUUCUGCCUGCUGUUGUGGUCCCAGCCUGAGGGGUCACGGCACCUGUGGGCCAUGGGGCACACCAGCCCCGUGCCAUUAUCGCCGUGGGGCCAGGCAGCUUUGCAGGUGUGGAGGAGAGGGGUGGUAGAAGGAUGCAGUCCCCAGGGGGCUGUGGCACUGCCAGCCAGCACUGCUCCAGCCCUCUGCUGCCUUUGGAGCUGGGAGAGACCGGCUGGGAGGCCGGAGCAGGCCCAGCUUGGUCUGGUGGGCGCUGCUGGCACGGCCUGUGGGAUGGGCACCCCUGGGUCCCUGUGAGGGACCUGGCUUCUCUCCAGCUCCUGGGGCGGCUGGGAGACCAGCCAGGCCAAGCAGCUUGCUCGCCAUUCGCUCCCACCCCCUGCAAAGCAGGCAGCGUGAGGAGACCCAUCUGCCAUCCCUGCCUGGCAGCCAGCCCAAAAUCCAGAGAGGCAGGGAGGCUGAGGGGAGCGUGGUGUCUGCCUCACACAACACCCUGCCCGCUAUCUGAUAAGCCAUACCCUUCCACAGCACCCAGUUAGCACCCAGGACACACAUGCCUGCCAGCAUUGCCUGCUCUGCCCCUGGCCAGGAGCCCUUGGGGCUGCAGGGCAGUGCUGGAUUUAAGGCAUAUGCUCAAGCAGCACCCCCCUGAAAUUUGCUUGCAAACUUGCCCUUUAUCUCCAGGUGAGGUGUGAGAGGCAAAGAGCCCAGACCUGGUGAGCCCGCCAGCGCACUGCUUGCUGAGGGGGUGGGAAGCUCGCUGGUCCUCAAGCCAUCGCCAUCGUCCCCACUUAUUUUCCAGACCCAGAGACCACUAGGGAUUCAGCCAUCCUUUGUAGAUAGAAUAUUAUAGCCUUAACUCUGCCCAUAGAUUAGAGUCUCCCGGGGUCUGCCCUUGACAUGACUUAGGGGUUUUAUUCUCGUUUCCCUGGCGUGGGUGCCAGUUCAUCUUGCAGGGAGUAUGACCAAAGCCUCUGAAAUUGCACAAGACGUGACGCCAAGAGCCAGAGCCCUGCCGAGGUGACCCUCAGCUCCAGGGCCACGUGUGUGGUGGUCUCUGGUGGGAGCAGCAGUGUGGGCAGCACCGAUACCAGCACAGUUACCUGCCUCCUGCUGCCGGGGAAGCCGUGGUUCUGCCGACAGCCAGCCCGGCACCGCCAGGGCCCGCAGGCCGCUGCAGGGGCUGAGCUGUGGGUCCUCGACCGGCCACGGUCGCUGUCAGGGGACACCCUUGUGCCAUUUCAGUCUCAGCAGCAAUGUUUGGCGUCUCUCCCCCUACUUCUCACCCCACCUUAGCAAACAUGAGUAUCUCUGGCCGAGACUGAGCAUCUGCUAUUGGCAAUUGCCUCAUUGUAGCUUUGCCUUUUUCUGUCCUAGUAUUUCCUCACAACGAUGAUGUUUACAUGUGAUUGCUAUAGAGCUUAUGUAGAAUGUAUAUAGCGACACAUUUAGGGUGGGUAGUACUGUCCUGUGCUGUGCUGAUGUUUUUCAGAAAAUGAUCAAUCAAUCAAAACAAAAAAAACAACAAAAAAAAGCGCAAAGCAGGUGGAAUUCUUCCAUCUCCCACUCAGCCCGGGACACCGAGCCCCCGCGGCCCGGCCUGCCCGGGGAUGCAUCCAGCAUGGCAGAGGGGAGGGGUAGUGCAGAGCUGGGGGUGCUCCAGAGCCAGGGGAUCGCUCAGUCACCUCCCAAGCACUGGUUUUGGUGUACCCAGGAGGAAAACUUCGUGUAGUUUUCCUGCACUGGGUGCCUGGGUUGGCCUGCAGUCCCUGCCCGGGCCUGGCUCUGGGCAUCGAGGCCAGGGCUGGGGCAGGAGAGGGCUCACCCGGUGCAGAGCCCAUCAGUACUGCACCCACAGGGCAGGAAGAGAUGCAAUAAGUGGUCUUUGUGGUGCCUGAAGCCUAUAAGUGGGAUUGGGUGUGGUUUUUUUCCCUUUGGUUGGGUUUUGGGGUUUUUUUUUUGGGAUGGUUUUGUUUUCCUUCCUUCUCCAUAGAAUUUCUGCAGGACUGUGUGUGUGAGACACAGAGGCACGACUGUGCCAUUGUGGCAGCAGGGAGGAGCGAGGGGCAUGUGCUGCCUGCCCCAGGGCUUUCCCCUGACUUUUAGGACUAGGUGAGAGUGAAGGGUGUUGAGCUCAAGAAGCACAGAUUUAGAAUCCCUUCACGCAGGGUUUGUGGUGAGGAAUGAGUUUCCACUUGAUUUUUUUUCUUUUCUUUUAAAUAUUAAGGUGUCUUUAGCUCUCAGUACUCGAGUCUGCAAAGGGGCAGGAAGGAAGGCUCGGGCACAAGAGGCAGGUGAGAGCUCACUCGCUCCCUUGGCCUGUCACUAAUGAGGCAAUGAGGCAGGAGCAGAGCAAUGCCUGGGCACGGCGGAGUGCUGUGGGGUUGGGGCACGGGGAACACCCCUCAAGGAUCAGCUUUAAAUCCUGCCCCACCUGUGGCAUUGUGACCUCAGAGCUGGGCACCCCAAAAAGGGAACCCUUGCACACCAGCCCUGUGACACCCCAGGAAGUUGCCCCCUCUGCCUGCAAGGGCCAGGGCUGGGGUGGGUAGGAGCACUACAGAGAGGAGCUGGGAGCAAAAGGGUGUGUUAUGGCAGGCAGUAAGUAAAGAGGAGGUUUAUUUUUUGUUUUGAAUGUAUAACUAUAGAAUGUCAUUUCCUGCAGGUACUGUGGGGAAAUGCUGAAUGUGAAGAGUUUCAUGAGAAAAAUGCCUCUUUGCUUUGUUUUUUUUUGCACAGAUUUGCCUGAGAAAAACUGGUUGUUCAGGGUAGGGUACCAGGUUUCUGGCUGGAAUCCAGCAGGUCCCUGGGCCUCCGUGGGAAGGAGCAAAUGUUUCUGUGUGUCUGGGCAGAAUGCAGAGGACAAUCCUGGGUUUUAAGUUCAAUGCUGCCCCAAAGAAAAGGUUUCUCCCGAAUCCUACUCAGUGCAGCUGGCUGAGCUGCAUUUCUUCUUCAGUGAAGCAGCAGCUCAGUCACCACAUUAUAGUCUUGAGUGUCUGAUUUCAGCACUGGUCCAUGCAAAGGAGCGUUGCAAUUGCAGACCAGCACUUAACUGUUUUUUUCUUUUUCUCUUUUCCCCCCCCCCGUUUUAGUUCUUUUUACUUUCUUGGGGGAGGUGUGCUGAAUACUGAGGUACACCGCUCACAGUGGAGCCCUCACACCCUUUCUGUUCUAAGCGUUGUAAUCCGUCCCCGACAAUCUCAAGCAAUAUCGAGCCAAGCGCAGCCUUUGGGUUUCACCCUUCUUCCCUCACCCACCCUGGGGCUGAGGGCAGCAGUGACAAGCCUGGCCACGGUGCCCACUGGCCACGGUGCCCACUGGCCACGGCACUGAGCCCAGAGCCACGCUGCAGCAAAGAACAAGCUGGGGAAGGAGAGUGUGUAUACAUGUGAGAAAAAGAGAGAAACAUUACAUUGAUGCAUUUCUUGAGAAAGGUGUAAGAAUUUCACCUAAAAAGGGGCACAUCUGCAUUGUUAUUUAUAAACAACAAAAAAGCUAAAGUCUGUCUUUUCCCUUUUUGUUUUUUUAAGCAAAAGGACACUGCUGAUAAUUAUCAGGGGCCAAUUCUGCCUCCUUUACUCAUGCCGAGUAAGUACCACUUAACUCUGCAAUUUUCUACUUGCAGAGUAAGUAGCAGAAUUGAUCCCUCUGUGAUUAAGAAUCAAGUUUUUAGUCUGUUUGGUUUUGGGUUUUAUUUUGACUUGGUAGCGGUUUUUUAUAUUUCACUUAAUUUCUCCCCCUCCUCCCCUCCCAGUUCCGUUCCGUUGUGUCUUUAUUUAUGUAAUAUACUUUAACCUUCAGAGAUGGCAUGGAUUCUUAUGCCCUUCCUUUAUUAUUAUUGUUAUUAUUUUUUAAAGAAGAAGAGAUUUAUUUCUAGUGUGAUUUAACUGUCUACCUUCUAAAACGAGAGAACGUUUUCUUGUAUUUUUACAUUGUCAGAUUCUAUAGUUUCAUAGAUAAUUUAACCAAAUCGCUCAGUGUAUUAUCUAUAUCUAUCCAGUGGGUAUAAAAGUUCUAUUUUAAAUUGUGUAAAUACUUCAGAACUGGCUUCUUUUUCAGACUCCCCUGCUGUGGAGUUACUUGUUUACAUCAAAAAGACUGUAGAAUCUCUACGCUCAUGUACUGUAAAUAGUGAAGUGAUCUGCCUAUAA
Messenger RNA from Colius striatus (speckled mousebird), 7865 nucleotides. It is a transcript of the gene PPARGC1B, whose product is annotated as PPARG coactivator 1 beta. Gene Ontology annotation, cellular component: nucleus. The record is from RefSeq and is a predicted model, not a curated record. Lineage: Eukaryota; Metazoa; Chordata; Aves; Coliiformes; Coliidae. The coding region runs from base 2 to 3034 and encodes 1010 amino acids. Gene Ontology annotation, molecular function: RNA binding; transcription factor binding. Gene Ontology annotation, biological process: positive regulation of transcription by RNA polymerase II. The transcript has 12 exons.